Macadamia integrifolia is the source of this 1170-nucleotide messenger RNA. Its product is annotated as transcription factor MYB108-like. Gene Ontology annotation, biological process: regulation of DNA-templated transcription. The coding region runs from base 104 to 991 and encodes 295 amino acids. Gene Ontology annotation, cellular component: nucleus. Lineage: Eukaryota; Viridiplantae; Streptophyta; Magnoliopsida; Proteales; Proteaceae. Gene Ontology annotation, molecular function: DNA-binding transcription factor activity; sequence-specific DNA binding. The transcript is spliced from 3 exons. The record is from RefSeq and is a predicted model, not a curated record.
UUCAAUCCAUCAAUCUCUCUCUCUCUUUCUCCCCAAGCCCAUAAUAGUUCUUCUCCAAUCAAACUCGUGGUUCUUUCGAUCAAUCAGACUCCAUUUUCAUGAAAUGGACGUUAAUGGUAGAACUUGCAGCUCUGCAACUACUCAAAGUGAUGAAGAGAUGGACCUCAGGCGAGGUCCAUGGACUGAUCAAGAAGACCUCAUACUCAUCAAUUACAUUACUACUCAUGGCGAAGGUCGCUGGAACUCCCUUGCUCGACACGCAGGUCUGAAGAGAACCGGAAAAAGCUGCAGAUUGAGAUGGUUAAACUACCUAAGACCAGAUGUUCGACGUGGAAACAUAACCCUCCAAGAACAGCUUUUGAUUCUCGAGCUUCAUUCUCGUUGGGGUAAUCGGUGGUCGAAGAUCGCUCAACACUUACCAGGAAGAACUGACAACGAGAUCAAGAACUAUUGGAGAACAAGAGUUCAGAAACACGCAAAGCAACUCCAAUGCGACGUGAACAGCAAACAAUUUAAAGACACCAUGCGUGAUCUAUGGAUCCCAAGGUUAGUGGAGAGAAUCCAGGCCGCCGCCACUGCUUCAUCUUCAGCCUCCGCCAACUUCACCAUCAACAACAACGUUGCCGCCGGUGGUCCAGUCCUGCCCACUAGCAACAACCACAACUUGGGCUUCGUUCAAGUGAACCCAAGUUUCACGCCGGAAAAUUCCAGCACCGGUGGUUCAUCAGACUCUUUGGGAACCCAAGUUUCUACAAUUUCAGACCUGACCAUCGAUUACUACAAUUUUCCGGCAACCAACACCAAUGGAUUCCAAUCGGGAUCAGCUCAGGUUAGCUACCCAGAUUGCUUAACCAGCCCAAUUUCUGACUUUAACCAUGGAUUGGAUAUCCAAGCUUUUGAGCAGAACAGCAACAACAACAAUAAUGUCUGGUUAGGUGGUGGGGACGUAUCAGAGAAUUUGUGGAAUGCUGAGGACAUUUGGUUUUAUUAGCAUGAGUUAAGAGGAGGAAGAUAGAUUAAAAUUUUCUAAAGAGAAGAAAAGAACAGUUAAUUACCAUUUAAUUGUGGAUUAUCUUUUAAUUUUAUGAUUACCUUGGUUGGGGGUGAAGGGAAUGAAGCAAUAUAUGUACUAAGUACUUGAGUUUAUUACCAAUCUCAUUCUUUUGAUCA